AUGAUAAUCCCUGCACUUCUCUCUGAUCACCCUGGCUGCAGGGAGGUGCAGAAGGCUGUGAACACCGCCCAGGGGCUCUUCCAGAGGUGGACAGAGCUCUUACAAGAUCCCUCCAUUGCCACAAGAGAAGAAAUUGACUGGACCACUAAUGAACUCAGGAACAACCUGCGGAGCAUCGAGUGGGACCUGGAAGACUUGGAUGAAACAAUUAGCAUCGUUGAGGCAAACCCACGGAAAUUCAACCUCGAUGCCACGGAGCUGAGUAUCAGGAAAGCCUUCAUCACGAGCACGCGGCAGGUGGUCAGGGAAAUGAAGGAUCAGAUGUCAAACUCCUCCAUGCAAGCACUGGCUGAAAGGAAGAACAGGCAGGUGCUCCUGGGAGAAAGCGGGAGUCAGAGUUGGAGCACUGGACCUGACAAAUACAGCCGUCUGGACCGGGAGCUGCACUUAGCAAAUUCACACUUCAUCGAGGAGCAGCAAGCUCAACAACAGUUGAUUGUGGAGCAGCAAGAUGAGCAGUUGGAGCUGGUCUCUGGCAGCAUUGGGGUGCUGAAGAACAUGUCCCAGCGCAUUGGCGGUGAGCUGGAGGAACAAGCAGUGAUGCUGGAUGACUUCUCCCACGAGUUAGACAGCACUCAGUCACGGCUUGAUAAUGUCAUGAAGAAGCUCGCCAAAGUAUCUCACAUGACAAGCGAUCGACGGCAGUGGUGUGCAAUUAUCGUCCUCUUUGUCAUCUUGCUGGUGGUGCUCAUCCUGUUUUUUGUCCUGUGAUGGACUGAACUUCCUUAGACGCCCCCUCCCCACCUCCUUGCCCCCGUAGCACGGGGAAAUGAAACUCUCACCGUUUCCGUCCGCCCACAGAGAUCCCCGGCAAGAAGACCCACACCCAGCUCUCGCCGUUCUCCUCUGAGGAUCACGGCUUGGCCCCACCUGUGUCUCACCUGGCCUUGGGGAGAGGGGGUAGAAGACUGGAGCUGCCUUCUCCCCCAGUGCGGCGCCAACCUGACCUGGGCUCCAGGUCCGGAGCUGGGCAGCUUGGAGGGGGACUUACCCCUGCGCUUCCACCCCGUGCAGGUAGGAGCUGGUUGCAGCGGUCCGGAGCUGCUGGAGGUCGGAUGCGGACACGGACACGCAGCAACGAGCCCUGGGGAGGACAUGCCCGGGGAGGGUGAGGAAUUAAUUAAUUCACUGAGCAUUACAAACCACAUUGCCAGCCCGCGGGGGUUUGCCAGCCAAAAAAGCAUUACUGGGAGGAGUGGUGGUGUGAAACCCCACGCAGCCACAGCGAGGGAGGGGAGCCCCGGCCGCAUUCCCCCCGCCCCCCCCCGCUGCCUUCAUCUUGCUGAGACCCCAGGGUGAAUCUGCAGCAGAGCAUCCGCAUCCACCACCCCUUGGCAGGAGCUUACAGGCGGGUGAGCCCUCCGGUGCAGAGUCCUGCCGUCGGCCAGCCUGCCACAAAUAGAAGCCCCAGAGCUUUAAACUUGGGUUAAUGCACGCUGAAAGUUGGCAAACAAAACCAUCAGCCGGAGAGUGAGUUUCUUAAAGCUUUUAAAAUUGCCUCUGUUGUUAUACAAGCCUCUCAAGCUCAUUGACUGAUGCUUUCUUUGCCCUUGUAUAACUGAGUAACUGCUUCUGUUUAACAGCUGCUUCCCUUUGGCAAGUGAUUUGUCAGGUCUAAAAUAACUUAUUUUUUUUAAGGAAAAAAAAAAACUUUGAAGAUUUUUUUGAUGACCGUUCGAGCCAUGUUCUCACUGUGGGUGCAUGACAUGCAUUAUCCAAGGAAUGGGGCUCAAUUAUGUAUUUUAAGUGCAUAUGAACUUGUAAAUAGGAUGUCUUAAUUUUUCCCAACAGCUAUUUUUUGGACACCUCCAUUGUGAGCAACCAAAAGGCAGGAGAUUCAAAGCUAGAUCACGUUUCUGUAUGACUUCCCAGCCCUUUUGUUACCUCGGAGUUGUUUGUCACACGAGUUGUCUCAGCGGUGUCAGAUAGCCUAGUUGUGUCCCUCAUACAGUGGAUUAGGAGUUAGCCGGGUAGUCAAUACCCAUAUGUGGUGCAGAAAGCCCACCCUGGCAGUAUCACUGGGGAGAAAUGCAGGCAUGAGGGGGGUUCGUGCUGCAGACACUGAUUGCAGGAUGUGGAGUGACUCUUCAGGAAAGCAGAACUGGUUUCUUACUAAAGUCUGCUCCUGUAUUUAAGUUGCAAACACCAAAAGACUCAGGACAGGCUGGCUUACGCCUCCCAUCUGGGUCUCAGAUGGGGCUGGGGGAGAAAUUUAAUUGGUGUUGAUGCUAAGGCUUCUGCUGAAAUUGCAAAUCACCCCUGAAAAUCAUCCUCCCUGAGCAGGAAGCUCACUGCCAGACGGCUUUACCUCCAGGAUGCUUAGCCUGGACUGAACACUCCUCCCCGGCGGGUUUGUGGCUUCCUUCAAGUGGCUGCGUGACUCCCCCCUGUCCUCCCCGCAGGCGCGGGGCGCUGACAGCACCGUGCCUUCUGCCUGGGGCGAGACCAAGCUGCCCCGCUAGGUCUGGGCAGAGACUCUUGUCACUAACGCACACGCACCCUUAGCGCCGACCCCUGCCAAUUAUUUCAGCAGUUGCUCUUCAUUCUUAUUUUCUUUUGGUUACGCUGUAAGAAAUACGCGGUGCCUCCUUCCCAAGGCUGGCUCCCUCAAUGUCUGCGUGGCUCCUGGGGCUUAGUACAGAGCAGGUUCCCGGGAGUGUGAGUCCAAGCAGGGUGCUGGCCAGUGGCCGGUAUUCGCACACCUCCGAUCCCUGCGUUAUUUUCAGCAUGGUUGUGCAUCCUCCAGGAAAGGCUCCCGGUGCUCUGUGUGGGACCGCUGCAUUGCUAGUCCGGCAUGCUGCCGGAGGGUGGCCCAGCUGCUGGCAUCACCGCAAGCCACCAGGCUGUCUUCGGUCCCUUCUCCUGUGUACAUUUGCUUUUUCUGUUGUUGGUGAUGCCUCUCCCCUUAACACUAAAUAAAUGCAGUGCUGCUGCCCAGCGUGGCACAGCACAGAUCACC
This is a messenger RNA of Athene cunicularia (burrowing owl), 3019 nucleotides long. RefSeq names its product syntaxin 6 (gene STX6). The record is from RefSeq and is a predicted model, not a curated record. Lineage: Eukaryota; Metazoa; Chordata; Aves; Strigiformes; Strigidae. Bases 1 to 771 code for a protein of 256 amino acids. Gene Ontology annotation, molecular function: SNAP receptor activity. The transcript is spliced from 7 exons. Gene Ontology annotation, biological process: Golgi vesicle transport; intracellular protein transport. Gene Ontology annotation, cellular component: membrane.